AUGUCUGUAACAAUUCUUCUAUACACUGAAGUUGUUGCAACAUUAUGUGCCUAUAUUCCAAUCAAGUAUCUACCACUUGUCUUUGUUGUGGCAACUGCGAUUGCAGCAGUAGCAUUAAUUCUCGGAGUCAGGACAAAGGCAGUGAAAAAAGUGGCUUUGAUCAUAAUGAUGUCAGUAUCUUUGGUAAUUAUAGUCGUUGGAAUAUGCGUCCUAUUUAUUCCUGUUAUAUCUAUUGAAGUCAGACUAGCGGUUGGCGUGAUUAUUACUCUGGCAAUAGCGACUAUAAUAUUCGUCACAGUACAAUUAUUUCGAUUUCACUGGAAUGCUACAACUCUACUGCAGGCGUUCAUAAUUGGUGUUGAAACGUUGUAUCUUUGUGCAGCAGUUGCUUAUUCUGGCAUAGAAAUUGAAGAGAUUUUUUCUUCAAAAUCAACAAAGUCAGAACAGUUAGAUGGAAUUAGAGUUUCUUAUGGAUGACGAAGUGAUGACUCUCUUUUGUUGAAACUUUGUAAAAAUGAACACUUAUCACUGUGAUUAUUAUUGAUUCAGUGUUAUUUAAAGGAACAUUAAUAUUGUUGAUAACAAUAAUUUUCUAGUUAUUAUAUAUGUAUAUAUCUGUAGAAGCUGAUGAAGAAGGAGUUAUCGAAAAGAGUAUUCUUUAUUCACUAGUUUCAGUCUUUUAAAACUUAUAAUGAGCAUGUUUGAUCAUUUAUCAGUACAUGAACACUAAUUCAUCAACAUUCGUCUUAAUUUGACUCAAUCUACAAAGAUUACUUGAGAAGUGUACACCAUUAAUAUGGUUGAUAUAUAUGUUAUCUGUUAAUUUGAUCUGUAUUGAAAACAUAUUUUUAGGGACAGAAGGGAUGUUGACGCAUACGUAAUGUAUGCUGUAAAUAACUCAAGUUCUUAUACCCACAACUCCAUUGUUCCGCUUGAACCAAAAACACAAAUCAAAACAUAAAAUUGUUCAUCCUAAAUACGAAGUUUAUUUGGCAUCAGAACCGUAGUGCAGUGAUGAUGAUUGCAUUGCUUGUAAAAGGGAUAUUGUCGAAUGGCGUCCGUGCCUGACGGUGAAACUACAGCUUGACGAUUAUAUUUAGACGGUGAAGGUAAGCAUUCGAUGUUGAGUGAUGAAUACUGUAAGCUAAUAAUUAUCGCCGAUUGUUUACCGCUAUGCAGUCAACGAAACAAGAUUUCCAGUAGGCUGAGUGAGUUUUCGCUUCGUCCACUCUUUAAGCAGAAUAUAUUCUUGCCUGAUUUCUUUGCUGUUCACAUAUUCUGAUGGUGAAAUGAAUAAAUACCAUAUAUUCAAUGCUUCCAGUAUUAAUCCAAAGCUUUUGAAGUAAACCAAACAUUUCACCUCUUAAAGCGUGAUGGUUACAUCUUAAGUAAAACAGAGUAUUAUAAAUGAAUAAUAAGUCACAUGAUGAUAUGAAAAGAUGUUUGAAAUUCAUUCUAUGAAAUUUUCUAAGUGUUUUCAACACAGGAUAGUAAGCCGUUAAAUAACU
Messenger RNA from Trichobilharzia regenti, 1508 nucleotides. The record is from the annotation of a GenBank genome assembly. Lineage: Eukaryota; Metazoa; Platyhelminthes; Trematoda; Strigeidida; Schistosomatidae.